CACUUUCUCUAGACCCAUCCAGCUGAAUAAUACCAGGGUGUUGUCAUACCUGGGGGCAGUGAGGAGAGGCAUCAAGGCACCAGAGCAAGAGCCCUUUGGGGCCUCAGGCAGAGGAGUGAAACCAGAACCACCAGGGAACAUGGGUGAAUUUUGGCACAAACUGGGCUGCUGCGUGGUAGAGAAACCCCAGCCAAAGAAGAAGAGGAGACGGAUUGACCAGAUCAUGAUUGGGGAACCAAUGAACUUCGUCCACCUGACUCACACUGGCUCUGGGAAGAUGGGUGCUGGAGAUGGACUUGCCAUGACAGGUGCAGUUCAGGAGCAGACGAGAUCCAAGGGAAAUCGGGACAGGCCGUGGAGCAAUUCUAGGGGCUUAUUGCUCCAAUAGGAAUGGUUCUACUGUCUUGCAAUCCCUACUCUGUCCAGUCCAGAAGAGAUGCUAUCCCCACUAAA
This is a messenger RNA of Choloepus didactylus (southern two-toed sloth), 453 nucleotides long. RefSeq names its product CDC42 small effector protein 1-like. The transcript has a single exon. Gene Ontology annotation, biological process: regulation of Rho protein signal transduction. Gene Ontology annotation, molecular function: small GTPase binding. Lineage: Eukaryota; Metazoa; Chordata; Mammalia; Pilosa; Megalonychidae. Bases 140 to 388 code for a protein of 82 amino acids. Gene Ontology annotation, cellular component: plasma membrane. The record is from RefSeq and is a predicted model, not a curated record.